AUGGCGAAUUCCUCUUCUGUUCAUGAACAAAGCGCCCGGUCAUCUCUUCUCAUCAUCAAGCUGAAUCAAAACCUACGGAUCGAGCUAUCACCUUUCCAGUGUGAUCCCUACACGCUCCAAGUGGUUGAAGGCCUCAAAUAUUCAGCACUUGUAAUUGCCCUAACCAAAGCUAAGUGUGUCCCAAUGUCGUUACUUUCUCAAGUCUACUCUACAACGGUCUACGAUAAAGCCAAGGAGAGGAUAUUCUUCGAGAUCUUCAACCACAAAACCUCAAUUUCUAAGGCAGUUUAUCACUUUUUUAAUAUGAAGAAAGCAAAGCUUGGUAAAACACACACACCUUCUACAGAUGUUGCUCCACAGGAUGCUGAACUUGAAGAAGAUAUCGAUGGCAUUGAUGUUCUGGAGGUAGAUGUUAAAGUCGAAGGUGAGGAAGGUAACAUUACAAUGGAAAGAGAAAGAUGGUCUAAGGUAUGGAAAUUUUUUCAAAGACUUCCAAUUGGUUCUGAUGGAAGGGAAAGGGCACAAUGUAAGAGGUGCUCAAAAAAAUAUAUUUGUGAAACUAAGAAUGGGACAGGUAGCUUGAGAAAUCACAUAAACAAGUGUCCUAGAAGGGAUGAAAAGGACGUAGCACAAAUGCUUUUUGCAAAAUCAGGUGGUUCUAUGUCGAUAAACUCUAUGGUUUUUAAACCUGAAAGAUUUCGUGAACUUGUUAGUCAAGCUAUUAUCAAACAUGAAUUGCCCUUUAAAUUUGUUGAGUAUGAGGGAAUUAGGGAAAUAUUUCAGUACCUAAAUAAAAAUGUGACCACCAUUACCAGAAACACUGCAAAAUCAGAUGUCAAGAACUUAUUUAAGAGAGAAAAAGUGAGACUUAAGAAUUUGUUAGAAUUGCAUCAAGGUAGAGUUUCAUUAACUUCAGAUUUAUGGACUUCAAUUAACACAGAUGGUUUCUUGUGUGUUACGGGUCACUUCAUUGACAAGGAGUGGAAAUUACAAAAGCGAAUUUUGAACUUUCAGUAUAUGCCACCUCCACAUAAUGGGGUAUGUUUAACUGAAAAGAUAUCUUCUUUGAUAUCUGAAUGGGGGAUCGAAAAAAAAUUAUUCACUAUCACGUUAGAUAAUGCUUCAAGUAAUGAUACAUUUGUCAAUUUACUAAAGGGUCAUUUAUGUAAUGAAGGUGCACUUCGCAGCAACGGAGAUUAUUUUCAUAUUCGAUGUUGUGCUCAUGUGUUAAAUUUAGUUGUGCAAGAUGGGUUGAAAGCUAUUGAUGAAGGGAUUGUUAAAUUGCGAGAAUCUGUUAAGUACAUAAAGGGUUCCCAAGUAAGGAAAGGAAGGUUUAUUGAUUGUGUAAAAUAUGUUAAUUUGAAUCCAAAAAAGGGUUUGCGGCAAGAUGUUCCUACGAGAUGGAAUGCUACUUAUCUUAUGAUUGAAAGUGCUAUAUUCUAUCGUCGUGCUUUUUUUCAUUUAGCAUUGAGUGAUUCUAGUUAUUUGGAUUGUCCAAGUAAUGAUGAGUGGAAUAAGUUAGAGAAGAUUUUCAGAUUUUUAGAGGUAUUUUAUGAAGUUACAUGCAUAUUUUCGGGAAAUAAAUAUUCUACAGCAAACUUAUACUUUCCUUCGGUUUCCAUGGUUGAAAAAACUUUAAGAGAAGAAAUGGAAAGUUCAGAUAGAUUUAUGAAGAAUAUGGCUAAAAAAAUGUAUGAGAAAUUUUCAAAGUAUUGGUCGGAGUAUAGUAUGAUUUUGGCCAUGGCAGCAGUUUUGGACCCACGUUAUAAACUGCAGUAUGUUGAGUUUACUUACAAAAAACUCUAUGGCGACAGUUUUGCUGUCCACAGUGAUCGUAUACGGGAGAAGCUACAUGAUCUUUUUAGUGAGUAUAUUAGUGAUUAUAGUACUGAACCACCUGUGAAUUGUAGAUCAUCAGCAACAUCAACAGGUGAUACAAGUAAAGUUGUGCACAAAAAGAAAAGUGACACAUUGCUAAGUAAGAGCACACAAGACAUGUUAAAAGAGUUCAAGGAUUACGAAAGUAAAGAGUUUGCUUUGUCUCAAAAAUCACAAUUGGAGAUGUACUUAGAUGAGCCAAGAAGUGACAUAUGUGAAGAUUUGGAUGUUCUUUCUUUUUGGAAAGCCCAUCAAUAUCGUUAUCCGGAACUUGCUUCCAUGGCUCGAGAUAUUUUGAGCAUUCUGGUCUCCACCGUAGCAUCCGAAUCUGCCUUUAGUAAUGGUGGUCGUGUACUUGAUCAAUAUCGAAGUUCGUUGAAUCAUGACAUUGUUGAGGCUCUAAUUUGUUCAAAAGAUUGGCUUUUUGGAAUUAAAGGUGAUGAAGAACUGUGUUUACAAGAGCUUACCGAUGAUAUUAUGGAAGAUGCUAGCAGGAACAAUAAGCAUGAAUCGAUGGAGGCAUAG
Lactuca sativa (garden lettuce) is the source of this 2403-nucleotide messenger RNA. Its product is annotated as zinc finger BED domain-containing protein RICESLEEPER 2. NCBI's taxonomy places the organism in Eukaryota, Viridiplantae, Streptophyta, Magnoliopsida, Asterales, Asteraceae. Gene Ontology annotation, molecular function: DNA binding; protein dimerization activity. The record is from RefSeq and is a predicted model, not a curated record.